AUAUUUUUGAGAUAUGGUUUAAUUAAUAAAUGCUUCAUAUUGCGAAUCAUAACGCACAUGUGUAUGUGUGCGAGGCACUACUUCUCAAUACAGAUAUAAUAAUUAUUUCACUUUUUGUUAUAUACGUAUGUAUAUACAUGAGUUUUUUCUUGCUCUUUUACAUAUCUCUUAUUUCUUGUUAACUAUUAUAUAUGCAAGAUACAAAAAAAUAAAUGCGUGUGUCGUGUGCAAAGCAGACGCACGCUUUAUGGCUAACAUCAAUCAAUACAUAACAAUUAAAAAAAAUGUAUUCAAGACAGUUUCUCUUAAAUAAAUAUAAAUUUCUCUUGAAUAAUGUAUAUAUAUAUAUACACACACACACACAAACUUGAUAUCCAAUCCGACCUUUGUAUUUGACGCAAACGGUUGGUUGUAUUGUUUUGUCAUCUCUCUUUCCAAAUAGAAGAACAAAAAAUGUAUACAAAAACAACUGCUCAAAAUUUGACUUUAAACAAAUAAAUAUUGCAAAUACACAAAUACUUCUAAUGGAAAUUGUAUCUUGUAGAGGCAAUACUUUUAGCGCUGUUUUCGAACUUAAUGAUUCAAUGACCCGAUCAAGAUCAAAUAUACACAAGAGUUAUUGACUAUAAAAGAGAAUAAAACAUUUGUCUGUGAUCUUAUCUAUCACUAUAUUGCACUGCUAUACUUAUUCUAUUGUGUUGUUACUUACAAAAAAAUAUUCGACAUAGUCAUCUGAAACAUUGUUAUGCAAAUGCAUAUUGCAUAAUAUAUAGCAAGUCUACAGCAAAACAUCGGAAAUGUAGCUAAUUCUAAUGCACACCAUCUCGGUUCGUGUGGUCUCAAUAUGCAGCACUAUGAACUUUGUCCUCUUCUUUUUCUCCACGUAUUAUUUCCCCUUCUCUCCUUCGUCGAUUCCCUCGCGCUCCUCACCCUCUAUCGCGCGGUACUAAUAAUACGGCGUCGCGUAAGAAGGGGAUCCCGACCGAAAGGCAUUCCUCGUCAGUGAGAGCGCGCGACUCGCAUUAUCGGCGUCGUGCGGCAAAGGACGGACCACCGCGUGAAACGCGGAUAGAGAGACGAGGAGCGAUUUAAUGAGCGAGCGGCCAACUUAACUGAAUUUAACAGAGAGACGAGACUAGAGCAAGCUUUGAGGUACGCGAUUGAAAGUCGCAUAAGCAUCGCUUGGCGCGACGAUCAGAAUUUUUACCAAGCCGAGCGCGCGAACACGGAGGGAGCCUAGUUUCACUUCUAACCUGAAUUCGACACGGCGUGCGCGUGUCCAUGUGUAUUACUUUGAUAUCUAUCACCUGCAUCGCCGACGAAGAUCCACGCAAAAGUAUAUUUGAAGAUAUCGCGUGCGAAGAAAGAUUGCGCAUAUUCACUUCUAUAUAUUCCGUCUUCUGAUUGUUCUUGAAUCCAACUAAAAGGAAAUGGCCGGAGCAAAAAUGUGGCCGAAGGAUGUCGGUAUCCUGGCGCUGGAACUCUACUUCCCGGGGCAAUACGUGGAUAUGACGGAGCUGGAGAAAUACGACGGCGUUUCGCCCGGUAAAUAUACGAUCGGUCUGGGUCAGACUCGAAUGGCUUUCUGUAACGAUCGCGAGGAUAUCUACUCGCUCUGUCUGACGGUGACCCAUCGUCUACUGGAGCGGUACAACGUGAAACCGCAGGAAAUCGGUAGAUUGGAAGUGGGCACGGAAACUCUUCUCGACAAGAGCAAAUCGGUCAAGAGCGUGCUGAUGCAGCUGUUCCAAUCGUACGAUUGCACAGACAUCGAAGGAGCGGACACCAUAAACGCCUGCUACGGCGGAACAAGUGCGCUCUUCAACGCCGUCAACUGGAUAGAGAGCAGCUACUGGGACGGCAGAUUGGCCCUGGUUGUGGCGGGCGAUAACGCGGUGUACGCCGCUGGUAGCGCGAGACCCACCGGCGGCGCCGGUGCGAUAGCCAUGCUGGUGGGUCCGAACGCACCUUUGAUUCUCGACCGCGGUCUUCGCGCGUCCUGUAUGAGACACAAUUACGACUUCUACAAACCGAAUCCGAACUCGGAAUAUCCCGUUGUAAACGGCACUCUGUCGAUACAGUGUUACUUUAGCGCUCUAGAGAUCUGUUAUCAACUCUACCGCGAGAAAGCACAGAAAAUGAAUCCCGGCCAAAGUCCCGUAACGUUGGCCAGCUUCGACGCGAUGCUCUUCCAUUGUCCGUAUACUAAACUCGUGCAGAAGGCGUUCGCCAGAUUAAGCCUAAUUGAUUUUCUUAAUACGCCGAAGGAUCAAGUUUCCGAUAAGUUCGAGGUCGCGGAAAAGUAUCGCGAUGUCAAACUCGAGGAUUCCUACUUCGACAAAGAUCUCGAGAAGCUUUUCGUGCGAUUCAGCAUGGAUGACUUUAAUCAGAAGACGAAGUGUAGUUUGAACAUACCGCAGAAUGUUGGAAAUAUGUAUACUCCUUCGGUAUACUCCUGCUUAGUGUCGUUAAUCGUAAAAACACCGUUGAAUGAAUUAGCAGGUCAGAAAAUCGGUAUUUUCUCUUACGGAUCAGGUUCGUGCUCCAGCAUGUACUCGCUGUCAGUAACAAAAGAUACAGGAGAAGAUUCCGGGUUGUUAAAACUAGUUAACGCGCUUUCUUACGUCUUACCGCACCUGGAACGCCGUCGUAAAACCCCUCCCUCGGAAUAUGUGGAAGUGUUAGAUGAGAGAGAGAAAAAUUGUUACGUUGUGCCAUUCGUGCCGCAAAGUAGCAUUGCUGACAUGUUUCCUGGAACAUAUUAUUUAACAGGGGUAGACAAACAGUAUAAGAGGACUUACGAAAGAACAUAAGAUGAACAUAUAAUUUAGAUGAUCUAUAGUUAAUUUUUCGAAUUGUAAUGGUAUAACGGCAAUUAAAUCGUGUGGAAUUCUUAGAAAAUUAUAUAAUUAUAAGAGUGAAAACAAAUAUAUAUAUAUAUAGUAUACAUAUAUCAGGUAUUUUUCUCAGGCAAGAGGUGUUAUUAUUACUUUAAAACUUGAUAGAGAGAAGAAAUUCUUAUUUGCAAUGUUUUCGCGAUCUUCACUAUUACCUUACAUCGUCAAUAAUAAUACUUUCAAAAUAUAUUUGUUGAAAUUACUCUGUUAUUGCUAUAUCUUAUUAGUAUUUUUAUAAAUUUAAUAACAUAUUUAUAUAUAAUAUAAAAUUAGCAUAAAAAGUGCCUUAUGUAUACAGUGCUUUUAUAUGAAAGAAAACACUUAGAUAUAUAAAAAUGAUAAAAUUUUCAUGUAUGAGAGUUUUAUUAUUUUUAUAAACCUAAGUGUUUUUAUAU
Molecule: messenger RNA, 3292 nt
Organism: Pseudomyrmex gracilis
Lineage: Eukaryota; Metazoa; Arthropoda; Insecta; Hymenoptera; Formicidae
Gene: Hmgs
Product: hydroxymethylglutaryl-CoA synthase 1
Exons: 2
Coding region: 1431-2813 (460 amino acids)
Biological process (GO): acetyl-CoA metabolic process
Molecular function (GO): hydroxymethylglutaryl-CoA synthase activity
Source: RefSeq, a predicted model, not a curated record